Hippopotamus amphibius kiboko is the source of this 6137-nucleotide messenger RNA. It is a transcript of the gene PDE12, whose product is annotated as phosphodiesterase 12. Lineage: Eukaryota; Metazoa; Chordata; Mammalia; Artiodactyla; Hippopotamidae. Gene Ontology annotation, cellular component: mitochondrion. Gene Ontology annotation, biological process: nuclear-transcribed mRNA catabolic process, deadenylation-dependent decay. Gene Ontology annotation, molecular function: 3'-5'-RNA exonuclease activity. The record is from RefSeq and is a predicted model, not a curated record. The coding region runs from base 111 to 1940 and encodes 609 amino acids. The transcript is spliced from 3 exons.
UUGAGGCACUGAAUGGGUCCCGGAACCGGCGGCUGCGGCUCCUCUGUCUCUACCUGACGCUCAGCGGUCGCUCAGCCUCAGGUUUCGUCAGGCGCUGGGCCACCAGGUUCAUGUGGAGGCUCCCAGCCGCCCGCGCCGCGCUUCGUGGGGUCCGCAAGGCGGUGGAGCGGCACAGUCGGGCCGAGACGGCCACUGAGACCGCGGCGGGCGUGAUGGAGCGCGCCGUGGUGCGCUGUGUGCCCUCCGAGUCUAAGCUAAGCCUGUCGUUCGCGCUGGCCGACGGCAGCCACAAGAACAUGCAGCGCGACCAGAGCGAGCCGCUGGGUCGGGCCCUCAGCCGGAUCGCUACCAAUGCCCUCAAAGGCCACGCCAAGGCGGCCGCCGCCAAGAAGAGCAGGAAGAACCGGCCAGACGCAAGCGGUGGCGUGGCCUGUGCGGGGCCUGGGCCCGAGCCGGCUGCAGCCUGCGAACCCGUGGUGAAGCUGUAUUACCGGGAGGAGGCAGUGGCUGAAGACGUGCUCAACGUGGACGCCUGGCAGGACGGUGCGGUGCUGCAGAUCGGCGAUGUCAAGUACAAAGUGGAGCGCAACCCGCCCGCCUUCACCGAACUGCAGUUGCCGCGCUACAUCAUGGCCGGCUUCCCGGUGUGCCCCAAGCUCGGCGUCGAGUUUGGAGAUCCCGCCGGCUCCCUCUUUCGCUGGUACAAGGAAACCAAACCUGGAGCGGCGGAGCCUGAGGGCGGAGCCCCCUCGUUAUCGUCUCCCUCUUCGCCCUCUCCUGGUUGGACUGAGACGGGUGUGGACGAGCGCGUCUACACCCCGUCCAAUGCCGACAUCGGCCUAAGGCUCAAGCUUCGUUGCACCCCAGGCAAUGGGCAGCGCUUCGGGCCAAGCCGGGAGUUGGAAAGUGUGUGUCCAGUGGAGGCCGGGCCUGGCACCUGCACCUUUGACCACCGGCAUCUCUACACCAAGAAGGUCACGGACGACGCUCUCAUCCGCACUGUCUCCUACAAUAUCCUGGCAGACACAUACGCCCAGACUGAGUUCUCGCGGACGGUCCUAUACCCGUACUGUGCCCCUUACGCCCUGGAACUCGACUACCGCCAGAACCUUAUCCAAAAGGAACUCACGGGCUACAACGCCGAUCUUAUCUGUUUACAGGAAGUUGACCGUAACGUGUUUACUGACAGCUUGAUGCCGGCUCUCGAGGCCUUUGGGCUGGAGGGCGCGUUUCGAAUCAAGCAGCACGAAGGCCUGGCCACUUUCUACCGAAAGUCCAAGUUCAGCCUCCUUAGCCAGCAUGACAUUGCUUUCCAUGAAGCCCUGCAGUCCGACCCACUUCACAAAGAACUGCUGGAGAAACUAGCUUUGUACCCAUCAGCGCAGGAGAGGGUGCUCCAGAGAUCUUCUGUACUUCAGAUUUCUGUUCUUCAGUCUACAAAGGACUCUUCUAAAAAGAUAUGUGUUGCUAAUACCCAUCUCUACUGGCACCCCAAAGGUGGGUACAUUCGUCUCAUUCAAAUGGCAGUAGCCUUGGCUCACAUUAGACAUGUCUCUUGUGAUCUGUAUCCCGGCAUACCAGUUAUAUUUUGUGGGGACUUUAAUAGUACCCCAUCAACAGGAAUGUAUCACUUUGUCAUCAAUGGCAACAUUCCAGAGGAUCAUGAAGACUGGACUUCCAAUGGGGAAGAGGAACGGUGCAACAUGGCUCUUACUCAUUUCUUCAAACUGAAAAGUGCUUGUGGUGAACCUGCUUACACAAAUUACGUUGGUGGUUUUCAUGGAUGUCUGGAUUACAUUUUCAUUGACUUAAAUGCUUUAGAGGUUGAACAGGUGAUUCCAUUACCUAGUCAUGAAGAAGUUACUACCCACCAGGCCUUACCUAGUGUUUCCCAUCCCUCUGAUCACAUAGCACUUGUAUGUGAUUUAAAAUGGAAAUAGAUUUGUGUCUAAUGGAAUUUAACUCUGCUUUAGUAGGAAAUUUAAUAAGAAUCAAAGCUUAUGUGUAGCCUUCAAAGAGGAAAACUGGACACUAAGGUAAAAUACUCUUACCAUACUAGUUAUGUUCUAGUGUCUUCAUUACAUGACUAUCAUAAUAUUUGCAUAAUAUAAUAUAGUUUCUGUACCCUUUUUUUCUACACUUGGAGGAAAAACAUAUUUAUGGCUGUCAGGAUGAACACUGUGUACAUUUUAUAAGUACUUUUUUUUUUUGCUAGUCAUUAAGAAUUUUGUAAAAAAAAAAAACAAAAACAUUUGAAUGAUCCUGUAAUUUUUCUAUCAUAAUACACAUUUCAGAUUAAAUCAUGUAAAUAUAAUUGGGGGAAGCACAUACAAGUUAAAGUGAGAGGUCUAACUUCUGACACAUGGAAGGAAUAACAUUAGGGUCUACCUCUACCUCAGUUUGGUUAGCAAUUUAAUACAACUUCAGAGCUUUAACAAAAAUUAAAAUAUACGGUUACCAAUUCCUAUUGCUUCUCAUCUUUCAUUUUUCAAUUAACAUAAGGUAUUUUCAUUCUCUUAUUUUUAGGAUUUUAAUUUUUAGCAUAUGGUACAAAUGAAUAUAUUUAUAUUCCCAUUCUUAUUGCAGCUUAUCUUAACUUUUAGGAUGCAAGCACUGUUUAGUAUUCAAAGUGAACAUUAACAUUGUCAACUUGAUCCCAUUGUCUUUAACACUCUUGCCCAUGAAAAAUGUUCAUAAAUCAACAGAGUAUUUGAGGACUUCCCUGGUGGUGCAGUGGUUAAGGAUCUGCCUGCCAAUGCAGGGGACAUGGGUUCAAGCCCUGGUCUGGGAAGAUCCCACAUGCUGGGAAGCAACUAAGCCUGUGCACCACAACUACUGACCCUGCGCACUAGAGCCCUCAAGCCACAGCUACUGAGCCCCCAUGCCGUAACUACUGAAGCCCACGCGUUCUAAGGCCCAUGCUCCUCAACAAGAGAAGCCUGUGCACCGCAAUGAAGAGUAGCCCUCACUCGCCACAACUAGAGAAAGCCCGUGAGCAUCAACAAAGACCCAACACAGCUAAAAAUAAAUAUUUUAAAAAUAAAUGUCAACAGGGUAUUUGACCAUAUAGUAUUAGAGAAUGUAGCACGAUAUAUUACUUUAUGAGAAACUGCCUAUUGAUGGGCUUGAAACUGGGUGAACCAUGGAGCAUUUCUAUGCUACAAGUAUUUUCCAAAUUGUUGGUUUUUCUAAACAGGAGAAAGGGAGAGUAGUAAUGGGGCUUUUUGAGCAUUUCUGGAAUAAACUUAUAGACUUGAGCAUUAUAGUUUGAGUUACAGGAUAAUAUUGUAUAUGUAAUUUAUAUAUUAUUAAAAAAAUUUAAGUAUGAAGCCAAACUCUUGAAAAUUACAAAUUAUGUUUUACUGAUUAGAGUCUACCCUAGAGUAGUAACAGCUUUUCUGACUCAGUUAUCACCAUACCUUCUUUGUAAUGCUUUAGCAGUUGCCUUCUUGGUGUUCAGGAUAACCAUAAUGUUAUCUAGUAUUUCUGCAUUUAACUUCUAGCUUAGGUAGCUAGAGCUCACUUCAAGAAGAGCUGUGAUUUUUCAUAGUCAUGAAGGCCUUUGUUCCACUUUCUUUAUUCUCUAAACCCAAUACCAUAAGAACUUCCCACUUUUGAGAAAGAAGUCUGUAUAUUCAUAUUAUGCUCACUAUCCAGUGUAUUGUUUACUCUUAGUAAUUUUGGGAAUGAGAGGGUUUUACCUGCACUUCAGAUUGAACCUUGAGGUGCUUAAAAGUAUUUGAAGGGAAAAAUUAAGGUGGUUCUUGGGAUCUUGUUUAGAAAAAGCUGUAAAUGAAAACUUUUAAAGUUUGGUUUUGGUUUGCUUUCAAACAUGUUGACAAGACUUUUACAGUAAGUUGAGAGAAAACAAAAAGUUUAAGCAAAAAAGUUGAGAAACCUAAAAGAAAAAAGUGUAACAUGACAUCUUCAUGGCCAUGAGAAAAACAUACAUGUUGAACUCUGGUCAGAAAAAUUUUAAACACUUAUCAAACAUUCCACAUCCUCAUUCUCUAAAUUUGAUAUUUACUGGCUAACAAUGAUCAGACUGUAUACAGGCAUUUCAGAAUAUUAGAAUAUAGAAUAUUAUUUUGAAGUGCCAUGUCCUCUGCUCACAUAUCUAGUAUACAGAUACAUUCAUAUGACUACUCCAAAGAUAGGGAACACUAAGAAAACUGUAUAAAUAGCAUACCAAAAUGUCCUUAUAUAUGAGUUAGAAUAAAGUGUUAUUCAGAAAUGUUUGUGUUUAAAGCCAUCUCUGUGAUUGGAUUUUUCUAUUACAUUUGGAUUUUUAAUUAUUUAUUUAUUAGCUUUCUUGGGUCUUCGUUGCUGCACACGGGCUUUCUCUAGUUGCGGCGAGUGGGGGCUACUCUGUUGUGGUGCACAGGCUCCUCAUUGCCGUGGCUUCUCUUGUUGCAAAACACGGGCUCUAGGUGCGUGGGCUUCAAUAGUUGUGGCACAUGGGCUCAACAGUUGUGGCUCACAGGCUCUAAAGCGCAGGCUCAACAGUUAUGGCACACAGGCUUAGUUGCUCUGUGGCAUGUGGGAUCCUCCUGGAGCCAGGCUCAAACCCGUAUCCCCUGCAUUGGCAGGCGGAUUCUUAACCACUGCACCACCUAGGAAGCCCAGUAUAUUUAAUCUCAAUAAAAUAUGGAAAGUCUAGCAAUUCUGGUGAAGCAUAUUUUGUGAUGUUACAAGUUCUUACUAUAGGAAUUAACAUUCUGAAAUUUUAUAUUAUUGAUUACAAACUACUAACAGUAUUACAGAACACAUUAUCCUGUUAAAUCAGUUCUUACACAGUUGCCACUACAAAUGUGCACACUGGUAGUUCAUAAUUAAUUAGUGAACAAAUCAUUUCUGGCUAUAAUGUGAUGUUCUUUAAAAUUCUAGAAACUAAAAUCAGUUGUUUCAAAUUUUCAAGACUUUACUGGUUGGUGACUUUUUCAAGUCAUUACAAUGUGGUGGUUUCAGUCCAAAGGUAGAUCUCUGAGGAACAUAAUUAAAGGGAGAGAAGUCCAAAGAAAACUGCUGUGGGAAAAUCUCCCUGGUAGAAAUUGAAGCCUUUAGAUCUCAUAUUCUCCAGUUAUGAAAUACAGGCAGAAAUUCCCUACAAACUAGUUUGAGACAAAACCGAAGCCCAUAUAUAAUUAAAGAUAAAAGUUUGCACUACUGGUUUAUCAUAAGACCCACAUGACAACUCAAUAGGGAAAGUCUUUCCUCUAAAAAUAGCCAACUACUUUCCCAAACAAUUAAAAAACAUUUAAAUGUGAGAAUUCCCUGGCAGUCCAGUGGUUAGGACUCUGCACUUUCGCUGCUGAGGGCCUGGAUUCAAUCCCUAGUUGGGGAACUAGAUCCCACAAGCCACGCAGCCAAAAAAAAAUUGAAUGUUUUGAAAAUUAUAAUAUUUGCUCAAUAUAGUACUAGAAAAUGCUAUCUAGAUUUCAUUUUGGGAGAGGAAACAAUUUUAACUGAUUUUGAUAAUAUUCAAAUUCUGUGAUCCCACACUAUGAGAAAGUAUAUGCUUUAACAUUGAAGGUGUUAGAGCUGUAUUAACUUGGGUGAUUUUUUUUAGCACUAACCUCAGAGUAACAAUGCUACAUUGAGAUGACAAUACCAAAACAUUUUUUAAAUUGAGGUGAAAUUCACAUAAGUUUAACCAUUUUCAAGUGCAUAAUUCCAUUACAUUGAGUACAUUCACAAUGUUGUACAGCUAUCAUCUAUUUCCAAGACAUUUUCAUCACCCCAAAAGAAACUCCAUACACUAAUCAGUCACUCCCCGUUCCCUCUACCCUCCCACCCCCCAGCAACUACUAAUCUGCUUUCUGCCUCAGUGGACUUCCCUCUUCUGGAUAUCUCAUAUAAAUGGAAUCAUAUACUACAUGACCUUUUGUGUCUGGCUUCUUUCAGUCGCCAUGAUUUUAAGGCUCAUCCAUGUUGUAUGCAUCAGUAUAUAAUAUUCAUUCCUUUGUAUGGCUGAAUAAUAUUCCAUUGUAUGGGUAUACCACAUUUUGUUUGUCCAGAUGGACAUUUGGGGUGUUUAAAUACAUUUUGGCUAUUGUGAAUAAGGCUGCUUAUGAACAUUUGUGUGCAAGUUUUUGUUUCAACACCUGUUUAAAUUCUUUUGGUUAUAUACCUAAGAA